Messenger RNA from Sporisorium graminicola, 3354 nucleotides. RefSeq lists its product as uncharacterized. Gene Ontology annotation, biological process: negative regulation of TORC1 signaling; positive regulation of autophagy. The transcript has a single exon. Gene Ontology annotation, cellular component: GATOR1 complex; vacuolar membrane. Gene Ontology annotation, molecular function: GTPase activator activity. The record is from RefSeq and is a predicted model, not a curated record. NCBI's taxonomy places the organism in Eukaryota, Fungi, Basidiomycota, Ustilaginomycetes, Ustilaginales, Ustilaginaceae. The coding region runs from base 1 to 3354 and encodes 1117 amino acids.
AUGGCGUUGCCAACUUCUGAGGAGCAAUUCCUGCCUCGCCUCCUCGCCGUCUUCUACGCUGUUUUUCAUCCAACAGAAGGCCCCAAAGUCAUCUAUCAGGUACCAGAGGGCUCCAUCACCGAAGAAAAGACAACUGCGAAAACGGAUGUCGCAUUAUCCUCUGCCGCUGUGGGCGCAGCGAGCACAACGUCAGGCACAACCAAGACGCAGCUGGCAAAGGGCGUUGGAGUGCAUGGCGGCGAGCCCCUCUUUGACUUUUCCGCGCUAUUCGAAUACCUCAUCCCCAAAGCGCCUUUGUGCGGCCGACUCGUCACCUCAAUCGCUCGAGGCACGGUUGGUGUGCGUCAACGGCAGCAUGAACGUCCCUCUAGAGCUCCCUCGGUCGUGCCUGGUCGCUCUGGGUCCGCAAGAUCCGGAGAAUCAUCUAGAGCUUCUUCCGUCAAGCCAAGGGCUCCUGAGGAUGCCGAUGCAUCUGGCAAGCAACAGCUGGAACAGCGAACUUACAAGAUUAUGGGCUUUCCCACCUUGAUCGAAGACGCGAAAAAAUACCAGAGGAACAACUUCAUCUUCAACCUCUGUUUUGUCUUUGAAGGUCAAUCCGACGUCCGAGCAUACGAACCAGUCGUUCGAAAGUGCGGUCGAGUGCUGCGAGGGCUGGAGGAGACACAAUCGUUCUUGUCCAGCCCCAAGAGCUUGCCGCGCAUGAACGAGGUCAUCGAACAGCUGUUCGAAGAUCUCAGCUCGUAUAGCGAAAGCUUUGUCGCGCUGCCCGAGGCGCCGCAUACCUCCUACCUCAAAGCCUCGUCCAAGCCCAACAGUCCCGAAGGACAAAAUCUCGUUUCUCCGCCUAUUGGUCCCGACGAGUUCAUCUCGUUGGGGACAAGCUUUGCAACGCUGCGCGAGGAGUAUCACCGCAAUAUCAUCAACGAAAGGCUCAAGCAGAAACAGAUGCAGCAGGCGUACAACGGAACUGCUGGUUUUCGAUCGCGCUCUGCUUCUGGCUCCGGGUCCCCGCAUCUCGAGACUGGUAAGAUCUUGACACCUCUCACCACGAUUAGAAACGAUGCGCUGCCGAUGGUGAGGAGCAACAGCGCUUCAGGUACCAGUGGUCCCAGCUCGGAAGGGCCCAACUCGCCUUUGUCUGCCUUGUCUCCAAGCGGGUCCAAUGGACGCAGGCCAAGCUUGGCCAGGUCGUCUACCAUCGUUGGUCUCACUGACGAUGCGGGUCACGGCGCUUUCCCAUCGGAGGAGAGUCGCGAUAACGCCAUGGGCAUCGUCACCUCGCGAAGGCAGAGCGAGCUCAGCCGCGAGCUGAGUGCGGCUGAAAGUCUUGGGAACGUGCUGACCAACAUCGACGGCAACGCGUACGACAGCAUCAACACUGAAGCAGGUACCAGGCGGUCGAGCCGUGGCAGUACAGUGGGCGCACAUGGUGGUGAGCACGAAGGGAACUCGCUCGAGCAUCUCGCCCAGAGCUUUGUUUCGCUGCACACUAUCGAUGCGGCCCUCUCUGAUUCCUACAAUGCGCUACGUGCAGAGACUGCGGACACGACCAAGCGCACUGCACUCGUCGAGAAGCGCGAGCCUCCACAUGGUCUCGGCCGCACGGUACGCGAUGCGAUCAACCUCAAGCUCUUCCCUGUCUAUCCAAACCCGACGCCCAUCAAUGACUGGGACGUUCCUGUAGCACUCCUCGAUCUCUUGUCGCGCGUCGAUGGCAACUGGGACCUGACGCUGCGACGCAUCCUUCCGUUCAUCGAUGGCGUCAACCACGUCAAGCGCAUCGCUCAGCUGGCCGAUGCUGAUCUGGGACUCACACGCGCGUGUCUGGAGCAUCUCAUGUACUACGGCUGCAUCAUCGUCGUUGACAUCUUCCAGUAUUUCAACAUGUACACGUUGCGCCCGGCGAUCGCCAAGAUUGCGGACGACGAAGCGUUGGGUAGGGAAUGUGCGACGUACGUCACGCGGCCGGGGUAUACGCCUCCGAGCUACCCGGAGAUCUUGCGGCUGUACUCGCUGCUGCGAGCAGGGACGACUCUGCAUGACUGGAUCGAGGACAACGAUAUCGAUGGCAAGGGCAUCGAUGUGCGUCGCUUUGUUUCGUUUGGGGUUAUCCAAGGGUUCUUGCGGCGCGUGCAUCGGUAUCCGAUCUACCUGGGUCCACGCACGGCUGAAGACGGCUUUGUUGCAUUCGACACGUCGGUGGUCAGCACGGUGCGCAACUCGCCGGUGGUCAGUUCACCCAUGGUCAAGUCCAAUGACUCCAACUUCCGGCGGUCAGAAGCAGCGGAUGCGCAUCGACGGGAUCAGAGCGGAAGCCGCGAACCAAGGGAUCGGCGUCCGCGCGAGCUAUCCGGCAUGGGUGCCUACAGUGCCUUCCAGCGGAUUGGGCGCGAUGGCAGUGUCGAGAGCCCGGGCGUAGGUCAUCGGGUUCCGUUGCGGGAAAGGGCAUCCGAGGCAAGGUUGAGCAAUAUCGUGCUGGCGGGGGCCGGUGGCAGUGCGAGCGCGUUCAAUUUGGGAGACUCGAUCCACACGGCGAGUGCCGGGGGCAGCAGUCAAUUUGGCACGUCGCCGACGAAGCGUCAUGCUCGGAUGCGGCAGAGGAACAACCAACGGUUUCCGACAACCACGGCCGUCGAUGUGGCUUCCGUGGCUUUUCAAGCGGAAAGGCCUGCAUCGGCGCAAGGCUCUGGUGCGAUGGCGAGGUCUCCGCGCAAGCGGGCGAGUGCCAUUGGUCUGAGCACGGCGAUCCCGAGCACUGCUGUGCCUGGAGGGAGCGGUACAACUGGCGGUGGAGGCCCUGGGAUCGGCGGUGCGGGCGGCGGAUCGCACGCUCGACCUAGCACCGCAGUGAUCCCAGCUGAGCUUGUGGAUAUGCUAGACGGCCUACACAGCGACGACGAGAUCUGCGUCGCGUUUUCCAUCUCGUGGCCCGAACUCGAGAAAAUGCUCAUCCAUAUCGGCCGGUCCCCGCACGCUCGCAGCGAACAGGUGGACACAGACGAAGAGGAUAUCGCCUCGACCCAGCGCAGCGACUGGCGGCGCUGGCCGGGCGGGAGCAUGUUUGGCUCUACCGCGGCGGCAGGGGCUGGAGCGAGUUCCGGGUGGAGCAAGCCCAGGAUGUCUGGGUUCAGUGGGGUCAAUGCCGGAGCAGGUGCAGCGGGGAGGAGCCAGUUCAGCGGCGUGGCGAGUUCGGGCCAUCCAUCGAGCAGGACGCAGGGCGGCGAGUCGAGCGGGUUUGGGGUCGUGUGGGGGAACGAUCCGGAUGAGAGUGGUUGGGGGGCGGGUGCCGUGGUGGACCGUGAGGCGAUCGAGGCGGGUGACUUGGGCAAGGUGAGGAUCCUGUUUCAGUGA